Molecule: messenger RNA, 1589 nt
Organism: Trifolium pratense (red clover)
Lineage: Eukaryota; Viridiplantae; Streptophyta; Magnoliopsida; Fabales; Fabaceae
Product: probable glycosyltransferase At3g07620
Exons: 4
Coding region: 60-1466 (468 amino acids)
Molecular function (GO): glycosyltransferase activity
Source: RefSeq, a predicted model, not a curated record
CCAAAGAAUUAAAUGAGAGAUUUGAGAAUGAAUCAAAGUUUGUUUUGAGUUUUGACAGAAUGUGGCACUUCAACAAAAUACACUUAAAUCUAGUUGCAUUUUCUAUCACUACCUUUGUGGUGUUUUUUGGUAUUAAUUCAUUAGAUGGUUUAAAAUUAGUGUCUAGAUUGAAUUAUCAAAGGGUUCAAAAGGGAGAUUUAGGAUUCACCCUUUCAUCUUACAAGGAUGAGGGAAGAUAUGAGCCAAUGGUUUAUAAUGGAUUCGUUAACAAAUUGCCUAUAAGAAGAUCAAUGCAACAAGGAGAUGGAAAUUUGGAGAAAGUUGAAGCAAGUCUUGCAAAAGCAAGAACAUUGAUAAAACAAGCUUUGUUGAGAACCAAUGACAUUGUGCCUCUUGAGGAUUCUCAUGAUUAUAUUCCACAAGGAGACAUCUACAGAAAUGCUUUUGCUUUUCAUAGAAGUUACAUCUUAAUGGAGAAACUCUUUAAAAUCUUUGUGUAUGAAGAGGGAGAACCUCCUCUUUUUCAUUAUGGUCCUUGCAAGAAUAUAUAUUCAAUGGAAGGAAUAUUUAUCAAUUUAUUGGAAAGCAAUACUCUAUUUCGAACUCAAAAUCCAAAUGAAGCUCAUGUCUACUUUCUUCCAUUUAGUGUUGUUAUGAUCCUUGAACAUCUAUUUCAUCCAGUUAUUCGUGACAAAGCUGUUUUGGGAAGAACUAUUGGUGAUUAUGUUCAUAUCAUAUCACACAAAUAUGCAUAUUGGAAUAGAAGUUAUGGAGCUGACCAUUUCAUGCUUUCUUGUCAUGAUUGGGGACCAAGGGCAACAUGGUAUGUUAAGGAAUUAUAUUUCAUUGCAAUCCGAGUACUUUGUAAUGCAAACAUCUCAGAACAUUUCAAUCCAAAGAAAGAUGCAUCAUUUCCUGAAAUCAACUUAGUAACAGGAGAAACAAAAAAUCUACUUGGUGGCUAUCAAUCAUGGAACAGAACAAUUUUGGCUUUCUUUGCAGGACACAUGCAUGGUAAAAUUAGACCAAUACUUUUUCAACAUUGGAAGAACAAAGACAAAGAUGUGUUAGUUUAUGAAAAGCUUCCAGAAAAUGUUUCAUACCAUGAAACAAUGAAGAUGAGUAAAUAUUGUAUUUGUCCAAGUGGAUGGGAAGUGGCAAGUCCAAGAAUUGUUGAGGCAAUUUAUGCCGAAUGUGUACCUAUUAUAAUAUCACAGCAAUAUGUGCUUCCUUUUAAUGAUGUUCUUAAUUGGGAUUCUUUCUCUGUUCAGAUUGAAGUGAGUGAAAUUCCUAAGCUUAAGGAAAUUUUGUUGGGUAUAUCUGAGGAGAAAUAUAAGAGAUUGCAUGAGGGGGUUAAGCAAGUGCAAAGACAUUUUGUUGUGAAUAAUCCCCCUAAGAGAUAUGAUGUAUUUCAUAUGAUUAUUCAUUCCAUAUGGCUUAGGAGAUUGAAUGUAAUUGUGAAAUGAGAUUGUUCUCAUUGUUUUUCUCUCAAUAUUUAUACUUUUUGUAUAUGUCAUUGAACUUGUUACUCCGCAUUUCAUUGUAAUUUUUUUUUUCCAGACUUAUGCUCUCUUUUAUCAUAAAAAAAA